Lactuca saligna is the source of this 2241-nucleotide messenger RNA. The record is from the annotation of a GenBank genome assembly. NCBI's taxonomy places the organism in Eukaryota, Viridiplantae, Streptophyta, Magnoliopsida, Asterales, Asteraceae.
AUCAAUUGAUACUAUUUAAUAUUUAUAGAUAUUUUGUUUAUCAUUUUUGUUUAUAAACAAUUUCAUAUAAUCUAGGGUCUAUGUGAAAUAAAACCACACUAAAAGGGUAUGAAUGAAAAUUACAUCGCGUUCUUUCACACAUCUUGUUGGCACAAAACCAAGAACAGUUGAAUUAGCAGGGAUAUGUGAUAUGCCAUAUAUAUUCCCAAAUUUAACGUAUUCUUUCGAUUCAGAACGACUUUCCUUCAAUUAAAUCAAUUAAACUUCCCUUUUAAAGUGUUAAUGCAUCAACAGAAGCAGGCUGAUUUGAAGAAAAAAGUUCAGAUUCAACAGCUUGUGGAAGGAAGUACAGAAUGUUUUUCAGUUGAAGAAUUGUGAUUCCGAAUCUGGAUCAUAAUUCAUAUAUCAUACCCAUGUGAAAAAUGACUGGGAAAAUUGAAGAAAUCAAAAAGUCCUUUAUUCAUAAAAUUUUGUCAAUGAAGCUGAACAACGGAGACGAAGGAAAAGUAUUGAAAAAUUCUUUUGAUCCCACAGCUAGCAGGAUUGGUGUGUUGGAUUGCACUAACUUACUAAGUGACUCAAUGGCAAUUAGUCAUGAUGUUCAAUCCCUCAGGGUGUUCACAGCAACUUGGAAUGUAGCAGGAAAAUCACCUUCUAGUGAUCUCGAUCUUGAUAACCUUCUACAAAUCAAUUGUCAAUCAGAUAUAUACAUUCUUGGUUUUCAGGAAAUAGUCCCAUUAAACGCUGGAAAUGUGUUAGUAAUAGAAGACAAUGGUUCUGCAGCAAAAUGGCUCUCGUUGAUUAGUCAAUCUCUCAACAAACAAUCUAAUAAAGAUUAUUACGCAUUAAAUAAAACAAAUACAAAUUCCAAUUCUUUUGAAAGAAAAUCUUCGAUGUUCUUGCAAAGAACAUCACUCAAAUCCGCAAGUAGAUCUUUUAGAUCAGAGAGUCGAAGAAGAUUCAAGAGCUGCAAUUGCACCAUUGUUGAGCCUGAAAGAAAGAGUUAUUAUGGAAGGGAUUCAUGUUUCGCAUGUCAAAAGUCAAAGUCAAACAAUUAUGAUGAUCCCUCUUCAUCAGAAGAAGACGAUGCUACCCCUAACAUGGUGGCGGCUGAUGUUACUACCGCUGCACCUCCACCAACUGGAAAGAAUCAACAUUUGAGAUAUUGUCUUAUAAAGAGCAAGCAAAUGGUGGGCAUUUUUGUCACAAUUUGGGUUAAAAAGGAGCUUGUUCCAUAUAUAGGCCACUUGAGAACUUCUUGCAUAAGUCGUGGGAUUUUGGGUUAUCUUGGGAAUAAGGGUUGUAUUUCGGUGAGCAUGACCUUCAAGCAAACAAGCUUUUGCUUUGUAUGUAGUCACUUGGCAUCAGGAGAAAAAGAAGGGGAUGAGCUUCGAAGAAAUUUAGAUGUUAUUGAGAUACUUAAAAGCACACAAUUUCCAAAGAUUUGUAGAACACCCAAUGCUAAGGUGCCAGACAAAAUUUUAGAACAUGACCGAGUCAUUUGGUUAGGUGAUUUAAACUACCGAAUCGCCCUUAGUUACCAUGAAACCAAGAAAUUUUUGGAGCAAAAUGACUGGGAUGCCCUUCUUAAUAAGGAUCAGCUUAAAAUGGAAAGGGAAGCUGGGAGAGAGACACCAUUAAAUCAAAGAGCAAAAGAAGAACACCAGCAUGGUGUGAUAGAAUAUUGUGGUAUGGAGAGGGAAUACAUCAGAAGUCAUAUACACUGUUUUUACAUAAUUAAAGGUAAUAAGAAAACUCUUGAGUUUUGAUUAGCUGAUGGACAGACAUAAAGAAGCAUAAUAAUAAUCAAGUAUUAAGUUUCUCUAACUGUACAUAGAAGCAUUCUUGGAAGUAUAAUAUCAGAAGAAGAAGAAGAAGAAAUGAAGAAAAGAUUGGCUUUUUCCAGUAUCAUCUUUGCAUGAGUUGCAUCUGCAUCUUUUUCAAAGAUUAUGAAGUCAAGAACAAUGGUUUGUUGGAUUAGCCAAAAAAAAAAAAUUUAUCUUUGAUUAUUUAUUACUCUUUAAAUGUUACAAAAAGUAGUUUAUAUAUGACUUUUAGACGAUGGUGAUCCGUUUUGAAAAUGGUAAACGUUCGUAUACAAGAUUUAUAUAGAUAAUUUUAGUGUCAUAUUUUCAAAAUGUUGGAGUAUCACUUGAUGAUGUUUCAUUUCAUGGUAUUGUUGUUGUGUAUUCAGAAAGUAUUUAAAUUGUUUUGGUUAUAUAAUUUCAAAAAUUAUUCUCA